This is a messenger RNA of Cygnus olor (mute swan), 1923 nucleotides long. It is a transcript of the gene UBXN7, whose product is annotated as UBX domain protein 7. Gene Ontology annotation, cellular component: nucleus. The transcript has 12 exons. The coding region runs from base 371 to 1639 and encodes 422 amino acids. Gene Ontology annotation, molecular function: ubiquitin binding. Lineage: Eukaryota; Metazoa; Chordata; Aves; Anseriformes; Anatidae. Gene Ontology annotation, biological process: proteasome-mediated ubiquitin-dependent protein catabolic process. The record is from RefSeq and is a predicted model, not a curated record.
ACAGAAUUUAAGGUUCUAUCAAAAGCCUGGUCUCGUGGAGCUUGUUUUGCCAACGCUGGCGUGAAGUGACAGGUGCUCAGUAGCACACACCCUUGGUGGUUUGUGUUAUCAGCUUUCAAAUUUGACUUGUGCCAGCGAAAGCGUGGGAAAACACAUGCUCGAAGCAUGCAACAACAAUCUGGAGAUGGCUGUCACCAUGUUUCUGGAUGGUGGAGGCAUAGCAGAGGAGCCAAGCACCAGUUCUGCAGGGGUGUCUUCUGUUCGACCGCACACCGAGUGCUGGUCAGCUUAGUGUUACUUCUAGGAAGAGAGAAAAAUAAAUAUGCAAAUGCAAAAUGGAGAAUAACUAGCUUCACAACAGCAGUCAAAGAUGUGGAGGUUAAUAGCAAGGGAUGAAGUACGAGCUCCAAUUCCUCAAAAACAGGAAAUUUUAGUAGAACCUGAGCCCUUGUUUGGAGCUCCUAAAAGACGCAGACCUGCGCGCUCAAUAUUCGAUGGCUUUCGGGAUUUUCAGACAGAAACCAUUCGACAGGAACAGGAGCUACGAAAUGGAGGGGCAGUAGAUAAGAAACUCACUACUCUAGCAGACCUCUUCAGGCCUCCCAUUGAUCUGAUGCACAAAGGCAGCUUCGAAACGGCCAAGGAGUGUGGUCAGAUGCAGAACAAAUGGCUCAUGAUAAACAUUCAGAAUGUGCAAGAUUUUGCGUGCCAGUGUCUCAACCGUGAUGUCUGGAGCAACGAGGCCGUGAAGAACAUAAUCCGGGAACAUUUCAUUUUUUGGCAGGUGUACCAUGACAGUGAGGAGGGACAGAGGUACAUACAGUUCUAUAAAUUAGCAGACUUCCCUUAUGUCUCCAUCCUGGAUCCCAGGACAGGCCAGAAGCUAGUGGAGUGGCACCAGCUGGACGUGACUUCUUUCUUGGACCAAGUGACUGGGUUCUUGAGUGAGCAUGGGCAGCUGGAUGGGCAUUCUACCAGCCCUCCCCAAAAAUGCUCUCGUUCAGAGAGUCUCAUUGAUGCCAGUGAGGACAGCCAGUUGGAAGCUGCUAUCAGAGCCUCGUUACAGGAGACACAUUUCGAUUCCACACAGGCCAAGCAGGAGAGUCGAUCAGAUGAGGAAUCUGAGUCAGAGCUUUUUUCUGGAAGCGAAGAGUUUAUUUCUGUUUGUGGAUCUGAGGAGGAGGAGGAAUCGGAGAAUCCUGCCAAGUUGAGGAAGUCUCCGCACAAGGACUUGGGGUAUAAAAAAGAGGAGAGCCGGAGGCCUCAGUCUGAACCCCCUGCAAGGACUGAGCCUGGAACAACAUCAAAUCACAGAGUACUGCCCUGCAUUGAUGCAGGGAUACUGGAGGAGUCAGCUGACAAGCCUGAAAGUACGUUGCAGGGCCUAGAUGUGAAUGGACCAAAGGCACAGCUGAUGCUAAGGUAUCCAGAUGGAAAGAGGGAACAAAUUUCACUGCCCGAACAAGCUAAACUUCUGGCUCUUGUGAAACAUGUGCAGUCAAAAGGAUACCCCAAUGAACGCUUUGAACUUCUCACCAACUUCCCUCGAAGGAAACUCUCCCACCUGGACUAUGAGAUCACAUUACAGGAGGCAGGCCUGUGUCCUCAAGAGACUGUCUUUGUGCAGGAAAGGAAUUAGCACCGUGGCCUGAGUUCUCCCAGCCUUCCUCCCCUCUCCUCUUUGCCUAGGACACCAACUCAUUGAAUAUGCAGUUGAGGGUCAUAGGAUUGCAGUGCUGAAAUCAGGCAGGCAGCUGGCUGGCCCUUCUCUCUCUCUUCUUCCCUUCUCCUUGCUCUUGUGACCAAAUGAGAGUGUUCAGAGUUUUAUUUUUGUUCUCAGCUUGGGCCCUGCAGAGAGCAUUGGGAAGAACAUCUUUCCUUUGUUUUCAUGGAAUAAAGUAAAAGAAUUAUCUGUGUAUCCAA